Aspergillus steynii IBT 23096 is the source of this 4329-nucleotide messenger RNA. Its product is annotated as P-loop containing nucleoside triphosphate hydrolase protein. Gene Ontology annotation, cellular component: membrane. The record is from RefSeq and is a predicted model, not a curated record. The transcript is spliced from 8 exons. The coding region runs from base 1 to 4329 and encodes 1442 amino acids. Gene Ontology annotation, molecular function: ATP hydrolysis activity; ATP binding; ABC-type transporter activity. NCBI's taxonomy places the organism in Eukaryota, Fungi, Ascomycota, Eurotiomycetes, Eurotiales, Aspergillaceae. Gene Ontology annotation, biological process: transmembrane transport.
AUGGAGUCCGCGCACUCACACGCCCAGCACAUCCGGCGUGCCCGAAUCUUCAUUCAGAUAAUCGCCCUUGUUGGUCUCAUACUCUCCGUUGCGUCUUCUGUUUCACUGGAAUUCUCGCUGCCCUCGCUCUUGAUAACCAUUGGAUGGGUUCUUAUCAGCAUUGACGGACUUUUCCUCGCGCGCGCGGCUUCACCAACGAGACAACGCAGCUACCACCAGCAUGCCGCUCAUCUUAUUUCAGAAGUUGCUCGAUGGGGCCAGCUUGCCUUCGCGUUGUGUCUUGCAAUAACAGGGACCUGCCUACCGCGACGGCCUGCUGUGUAUAAGGAUGGACAACCAGUGGAUGCUCAAUACACCUGCUCAGCCAUACAGAGAUAUACAUUUUCUUGGUCUCAGGGACUACUCAGACAGGCUCGAAAGGUUGGCAGGCUCGAGUACACAGACCUUCCGUUUCCGGACCACAGCACGAGAUCGAAGGUGCUUCUAGAGCGCUUUGCUGCCUUUCAAACCGUCGGGUGGCAGAACCCACUUUGGAAAGCAAUAAUCCGUGACCACAGGGCUGCAUUCGCUCGUCAAUGGUCACUUGCUGUUGUCGAGAGUGGCUUUAUGAUGCUGCCACCUGUGUGUCUGUACAAAGUGCUAGUGCUACUUGAGGGCCGAACUUCGGCUCAGUCCGCGGCUGACACUGAGGUCUGGCUAUGGGUUGCAUGCCUCGCAAUCUCAAAGCUCAUCCACUUUGGACUGGAUACUUGGCUGCAGUGGGUCAGCUUCGGAUGUCUGGCCACCCCGGUUCGCGCCCAAUUGUCUGCUUUGAUUUUUGCAAAGUCUCUUCGCUUGAAAAUUGUGGACACUGUUCAUGAAGCGGGAGCAAAAACCGCAAACCAAGAACAAACAAGUUCACUGCCAGUUUCGAACGAAAUCGAAGAGACACAUGAAGGGGAUACCCUGUUGCCAAGCGGAGGCGACGAGGAGCCUGCAAACAAUGAAGAAGACCAAGGGAAUGCUAUCAGCCGAGGGGUCGUCAAUCUUAUGGGUGUAGAUGUUGAAAGAGUUGCAGAUUUCUGCGGCUAUAACAUGGACUUGCUUCGCGGGGUGGUGAAGACAAUCAUUGCCGCUGGGUUUCUAAUUACCUUACUGGGCUGGAUGAGCACCCUUGCCGGCCUCGCUGUUCCUUUGCUACUGGAACCAGUGAAUCGUAUGGCCACGAAACAUUACACGUCCAAACAGCUCGCUGUUAUGAAUGCACGCGACAACAAGUCUCACAUCAUUGAAGAAGCUCUUCAUGGAAUGCGACAGAUCAAGCUUUCCGCAUCUGAAUCAGAAUGGGGUAAGACCUUGCUCGCCGCCCGCGAGCGUGAGCUGAAAGAGCAAAGAAAAGUCUACGUGUGGGCAACAUUUCUCACGUUCUGCUGGAUAGCGAUGCCCAUGUUGAUAGGUGCAACGUCGUUGAGUGUGUACGCAUGGGUAGCCCAGAAAAUGACCGCAUCGGUCGCUUUUACUGCAUUGGCCGUGUUUUCAAGCUUGGAAUUCACGAUUAGUGCGCUCCCGACGACGAUUACAGAAAUGCUAGACGCGGGUGUGAGCGCUGCUCGUAUCCAAGAACAUCUCGAUUCAAUUGAACGGGAAGAUAUUACCCAGCCAGGGUCAUUUGUUGAGUUCAAAAAUGCAGACAUUGCAUGGCCUUCGAAUGAGCUUGCUCCGAAAGGCUUCUUGCUUGAGGGUCUGAACCUGACUUUCCCGCCUGGUGAACUCAGCGUGAUAUGUGGCAAGACAGGGACGGGAAAGAGUCUGCUUUUAGCUGCCAUUAUCGGAGAGGCAGACCUUGUGCGUGGUGAAAUCGCGAGUCCGAAGUCAAACAACACAACACGCGAUGCAGACCAGCCGCUCUGCAAUGGCUGGAUUGUUCCCACCGCGGUUGCUUAUGUUGGACAGGUCCCUUGGAUAGAAAACGCCUCGGUCAAGGAUAUUGUCCUUUACGGACUUCCGUACGAUCGGCAACGCUACGCACAAGUAUUGCACGCGUGUGCGCUUGAUCAAGACAUCGAAAUGCUUCCAGACGGCGACGCCACGGAAGUCGGAGCUACAGGUGUGAACCUCAGUGGAGGGCAGCGUUGGAGACUCACAUUUGCCCGGGCUCUAUAUUCGAGAGCUGGAAUACUUGUCUUGGAUGAUAUAUUCAGCGCCGUGGAUGCCCACGUCGGGAGACAUAUACUAGAUCACGGCAUUGCUGGUGACUUAGGAGCCGGUAGGACUAUCAUUCUCGCCACCCAUCACGUUGGCCUAGUUGGGAGCCUCGCUGCAUACAUGGUCAACCUGGACGAUGGAACCAGUUCAAGGCUCAAAGGGAAGCUCAGAAGUGCCCGACACUUGACUCCCCCUGAUCAGCCCCCACCCUCAGUGGCUGCCCCGAACGAAUUGUUUCAUCAUGCGUCUACCCUUGUCGACUCCCAGCCAUCUCAGCCGAGGAAAUUUGUCCAGGAAGAAACUCGGGAACAUGGCCGGGUCAAAUGGAGUGUGUACCAGAUGUAUAUCGGGGCGUCAGGGGGCUGGUGGUUUUGGAUAUGCGUGAUGAGCGUAUUCACAAGCUCUGCCCUCGCAGUCAUAGGCCGCUCGUAUUGGCUUGCGCUCUGGACCGAGGCUUACACGCCGAAAAUGCCGAGCCCUCGAAGGAAAGAAGAUAAUAUGCCAAGGGCUGAUUCAUCCGGAGAGCCAAGUCUUAUGUUUUAUUUGAGCAUCUACCUUUUGAUAUCGAUGGUCUCGGCCAUGGUCAUUUGUGUGAAAGUGGUGCUAGUGCUUGUCGCCUCCCUUCGUGCUGCCCGCCACAUGUUUGAAAAGGCCAUCCACAACGUGCUGCGAGCUCCUUUGAGAUGGCUCGACACCGAGCCCACAGGACGCAUACUGAAUCGUCUCGUCGGCGACUUCGCCAUGAUCGACAGUCGACUUGGUGGGGAUAUGAUGUGGUUCUUCAAUGGAGCCUUCUCCAUCGGGGCCAUUGUGGCCACAGUGUUAUUUGUGUCCCUGUGGAUGCUGAUCCCCAUGGUAGUGCUCGCAUCGAUCUGUCUAUACGUGGUGGCCCUAUACCUAGACGGUGCCCGAGACAUCAAAAGACUAGAGUCGAGCGCCAGAUCUCCAAUAUUCGAGCAUGUCGGGUCCGCCCUUUCUGGCCUAGCUACCAUUCGCAGCUUUCGCAGAUCUGAUGACUACAUGGACAGGAUGUUUGAACACAUCGACAAACACACGCAGACUUCAUGGUACGUUCUCGUAAUGGGCCAAUGGAUGAGAUUCCGACAAGGAGCCCUGGGCGUUUGCUUCACUCUGGUUAUCGCUAUUGGAGUGGCCUAUCUCCCCGGGAUCAGCGCAGCAAUCGCUGGGUUUGCGCUGAGCUUCGCCCUUGAAUUUUCUAGCGUUGCGGAAGAGACGAUUACCCGAUACGCUUCCGUUGAACUGGCGAUGAAUUCAUCAGAGCGGGCCUACGAAUAUAUGAAACUUGAUACAGAGCCUGCCACUGGUGAUGCUGCACCUGAAGACUGGCCAUCGUCUGGUGAAAUAAAAGUCACGAACCUCGAAGUGAGAUACGCGCAUGAUCUAGAGGCAGUCUUGAAAGGCGUCAGCUUCCAUGUGCGUCCUCGCGAGCGCAUUGGAAUAGUGGGUCGAACAGGGAGCGGUAAAUCGUCCCUCACGCUUGCAUUGUUUAGAUUCCUCGAAGCACGAAAGGGUGCGAUCGAGAUUGAUGGUGUGGAUAUCUCACAGAUCAAACUACACGAUCUGCGCAGCCGCUUGGCUAUAAUACCGCAGGACCCGGUGCUCUUCUCUGGGACCGUUCGUUCCAAUCUAGACCCUUUCGACGAAUAUCUCGACUCUGUACUCUGGCAAGCUCUGCAGCGGAUCGAUCCCGAUCAAACCACGUCAAGCGAGGCUUCAUCUGCGCCAGACAACCAGACAGAGCGUGGGUCUGUGUUUCGGAAUCUUGAUUCUCCUGUGUCGCGUGGUGGCUCAAACAUAAGCCAAGGCGAGAAGCAGUUACUUUGUCUCGCGCGAGCAAUGAUCACGAGGCCCAAAAUCCUCGAUUUAGACGAAGCGACGAGUGCCGUGGACAUGGAAACAGAUGCAUUGAUGCAGCGCAGCAUUCGGGAGGAAUUCAGCGAUGCUACCCUCCUCGUUAUAGCGCAUCGCCUUAGCACUGUGGCUGACUUUGAUAAGAUCCUGGUCAUGAGUGAUGGUCGUGUUGUUGAAUUCGGCCCGCCUGGUGAACUGGCACGACAAGAUGGACAGUUUCGUCGCAUGAUCCAGCAUAGUGGCGAGAUGACGCUGCAACAUCUGCUACAGUAG